CGCUUCAAUCGGCUUAGGUGGGCAUCCCGGCAGCCGCCACCGCGCUGCUGGGUAAGCGUCCGCGGCCCUUCCCCCGAACUAGGCAGGCCUCUCGCCGAAGGCUGGACGACCUGGGCGGGUCACGUGCUCGCCAGGACCCGGGCCCUCGGGCGGGAGCGGAGGGCGCGGCUGGGGGCGCUCGGGGGCGGCCGCGGGGCGGUGCUGCGCCCCUGCACCCUGCCUGGCCGCCGGGCCCCAGGCUGUCCGCCGCGGGCGCUGCGUCGGCUGGGAGUCGCCGCCGGCCGCGGAGCUCAGGAUGCAGUGCUUCGGCGCCGAGUACCCGGUUUCUGGAGAGAGAACCGCCAGGCAGAGAGAGUGGAGACCUCAAAUUUAUAGGAAAUGCACAGAUCCGACCUGGUUAUUUGUGUACUUUCUCUUUUGGACUGGUUGGGUGUUCAUCAUGGGCUACUCGGUGGCAGCGGGAGCUGCGGGGAGACUCCUCUUCGGCUAUGACAGCUUUGGCAACGUGUGUGGCAAGAAGAACUCUCCCGUAGAAGGGGCGCCUCUUUCAGGGCAGGACAUGACCCUAAAAAAACAUGUCUUCUUUAUGAAUUCCUGCAACCCGGAUGUCAAGGAUGUGAGGCUCAGUUCCACCGUCCUCUGCAUAUCCAGCUGUCCUGAAGAGCAGCUUGACACCCUGGAAGAGGUCCAGCUCUUUGCCAACAACAAUGGGUCCUUCCUGUGUGUUUACAGUUUGAAUUCCGUCAACUACACCCAGAAUCCAGAUGCAGAGUCAUUGUGUCCUAGGCUACCAGUUCCCCCAAGCAAGUCUUUUCCCUUGUUUAACCGAUGCAUUCCUCAAACACCUGAAUGUUAUUCCUUGUUUGCAUCUGUUUUCAUAAAUGAUGUUGAUGCCCUCCAUCGAAUUCUAAGUGGAAUAAUGUCUGGAAGAGACACAAUCCUUGGCCUGUGUAUCCUCGCAUUAGCCUUGUCUUUGGCCAUGAUGUUCACCUUCCAGUUCAUCACCGUCCUGCUGAGUCACAUCUUCAUUGCGUUGGUUGUUCUGGGAUUGUUGUUUGUCUGCGGUGUCUUAUGGUGGCUAUAUUAUGACUAUACCAACGACCUCAGCACAGAAUUGGACACAGAAAGGGAAAAUAUGAAGUGUUUGCUGGGGUUUGCUAUUGUAUCCACAGUGAUCACGGCAGUUUUGCUCGUCUUGAUUUUUGUCCUCAGAAAGAGAAAAGAAUUGGCAGUUGAACUUCUCCAAGUCACAAAUAAAGCCAUCAGGAGCUCUCCUUUCCUGCUGCUCCAGCCACUGUGGACAUUUGCCAUCCUCGUUUUCUUCUGGGUCCUCUGGGUGGCUGUGCUUUUGAGCCUGGGAACUGCAGGAGCUGCGCAGGUUAUUGAAGGUGGCCAAGUGGAAUAUAAGCCUCUUUCGGGCAUUCGAUAUAUGUGGUGGUACCACUUAAUUGGCCUCAUCUGGACUAGUGAAUUCAUCCUUGCGUGCCAGCAAAUGACUAUAGCUGGGGCCGUGGUUACUUGUUAUUUCAACAGAAAUAAAAAUGACCCUCCUGAUCACCCAAUCCUUUCAUCUCUGUCCAUUCUUUUCUGCUACCAUCAAGGAACAGUUGGAAAAGGGUCAUUUUUAAUCACUGUGGUGAGGAUCCCAAGAACCAUUCUCAUGUACAUGUGUACCACUCUGAAAGGGAAGCAGCGUAGCGCAUGGUCAAGGUGCACGUUCAGAUGCUGCUUCUGCUGUUUCUGGUGUCUUGACAAAUGCCUGUGCCACCUCAACCAGAAUGCAUACACUACAACUGCCAUUAAUGGGACAGAUUUUUGUACAUCAGCAAGAGAUGCGCUCAAACUCUUAUCCAGGAAUCCAAGUCAUUUUACAUCUGUUAACUGUUUUGGAGAAUUCAUCAUUUUUCUAGGAAAGGUGUUAGUGGUGUGUUUCACCGUUUUUGGGGGACUGAUGGCAUUUAACUACAACCGUGCUCUCCAGGUGUGGGCAAUCCCUCUGCUAUUGGUUGCUUUUUUUGCCUACUUAGUAGCCCAUAGUUUUUUAUCUGUGUUUGAAACCGUGCUGGACGCACUUUUCCUGUGUUUUGCUGUUGAUCUGGAAACAAAUGAUGGAUCAUCAGGAAAGCCCUACUUUAUGGAUCAAGAGUCUUUGAAUUUUGUAAAAAGAAUCAACAAACGAAGUGACACAAAGGCACAGAGAGACAAGAACUCAUUAAGGAGUGAAGAGGGGACAGAACUCCGGCCCAUGUGUGACAGGCGCUCAUGAGGUAUCUGUACCUGGAAAAAGUUGCCCUUUAAAAGCCAUUCAAAGAGAGAGACCUGAACUUCAUUGUUUCUGUCCUUAUUGUUUGACCACGUUACAACACUAGAUCCAUAAAAGUUUACAACCUUUUUUGUACCAGCUGGCCAGGAAAACUUUUGAAGACCAUGUUCAUAUGCAUCAAUGAAAAAGCACACUAUGUAAAGAUUCCCUUCAGGGCACCAAGGACAAGAACCCUCCUCACUCACAACCAAUAAAUAAACCUCAGCAGAAAUCUUUGGAAUGCGGUCA
This is a messenger RNA of Manis javanica (Malayan pangolin), 2551 nucleotides long. It is a transcript of the gene SLC44A3, whose product is annotated as solute carrier family 44 member 3. NCBI's taxonomy places the organism in Eukaryota, Metazoa, Chordata, Mammalia, Pholidota, Manidae. Gene Ontology annotation, molecular function: transmembrane transporter activity. Gene Ontology annotation, biological process: transmembrane transport. The record is from RefSeq and is a predicted model, not a curated record. Gene Ontology annotation, cellular component: membrane.